UAUAGGACGUAAACAAAAAACCGAUAUUAUUGUUUAGUGAAUUUUAAUUACUCUGCCGACUGUUAUUUUGUUUACAAACAUACUAGAGAAAGGUGUUUUCCGCAACUAAACCGAAGUGUCGAAUAGGAGACGAAUAAGCUAUUCUUAAAAUGGAUUCAUUUUCAUGAAAGGAGUGAGAGGAUUAACAGCUCAAGGAAUACGUAUCCAAGUACAAAGCCCUCGAUAUGAUUAGUGAUUACAACAAUCCGUACUUCUAUCAAACUCCUCCCAAAGCUAACAACCCCUUCUUAGGCUACCAAUACCCGGCUGAAGAUCAUGAGAUGAAAUAUGGUAUUGGUGCUUAUCCAGAGCAGGUGUGCGAUUAUCCGCCUGCUGCGUGUUUUCCUUAUCCUCCAGCUUACGUUCCUGUUCCGAGUCCAAACUUUCCACCAGAACAGUGUAAAGUGGACUAUGUAGACCCACCCAUCGUAAAAUAUGAAUACCAGGAGCCUGAAGAAAACUUCAUCUCAAUCGAUGAACUGCAAUAUAAUCCGACCCUGUUGAAGAUGAUUCUCCCAGAAAAGAUCGAGCCUGAGAAAAUCAAACAACAAAUUAAAGCCGAAAAGUCUAGGAGACAGGGGCUGGCCCAAAAACAAGCAACACCUGUGAAGAUUAAAGCAGAACCUCCCGAUGAUUGGCUUCCGAUAAGCGAGAAUACCGUGAACGAAAGAAUUCAACCGGAAACAGCUGCCUCCGAAUCCCCUGAAAUCCCAGUACUUAGUGCAGUCAAACUCGAGCGAGAUGGGAGCCCUUCCAAUACGUUUCCGGAAGAGUUUCCCGGUCAGGUGCAAAUCAAAACAGAACCUCAAUACAAAUUUUCUAUCCUUGACGAAAGCGACGAAGAAAUAGACGAGAAUGAACAAGGCGUGGAGUUUAAUUGGAUGGAUCUCGAGGAGCAGGAGAAACAGGAGUUUGAAUGUUGUUACUGUGCAAAGAAGGUUUCAUCUAGUUACAAUUUACGGAGGCAUAUGAUGAUUCAUACCGGCGAUCGACCUUUCGGAUGUGACAUUUGCCUGAAACGUUUUCGAGAAUUUAGUGACCUGAAAAAGCACCGUCGUUCCCAUCGAAAUCAUCCCGACUAUAAAUGUUUAAUAUGCCGAAAAAAUAUUUCCAACGAUAAAGAUGGUGUAAAAUGUAUUUCGUGUAGUAAGAAAAAAGUCUCACCAUAUGGAAACGACUACCUCGAAGAACUACCAAUUAUUGAAGGUUUCGGUGAUAAAAAAUCAUUCGUUUGUCCAGAUUGCGGUCGCAUAUUUGGAAGUCGCCAUAACUUGCGUCGGCAUUAUAUGAUCCAUACAGGAGCGAAACCUUAUCCUUGUGAUGUGUGUGAGAAAUGUUUUCGAGAAGUUAGCACCUUGAAGAAACAUAUGUUAACGCACUCGAGAAUGAAGCUAUUCAAAUGUCUUGUAUGCGAUCGUGAGUAUAAUGACUACCAAGCGUUUGUUAGACAUAAAAAUAGUCACGGUGACGAUUGGAGAGAAUCUGAGAAGAAACUUGCUGGCAAUGAAGAUGGUGAUGAUGAAAAGGAUGGUGAAGAUUUUUUGUUUGAAUGUAAUGAUUGCCAUAAGCGCUUUUCCGAUGUUUCGGUUUAUAAAAGGCACUUGAGAAUACAUUCCCAUUAUUUUACAUUCCAAUGUUAUAUCUGUAAAAUGACAUUCAAGAAAUGCGAGAAGUUGAACAGUCAUAUGGUAACGCAUGGUUUUGAUGCCGGUGACGCCGAAUGAUAAAUAAGAACAAUGUCAAAAAUGUACAGAUUUAUAACAUUAGAUUGAAAAUGGUGGUUUUUCGUUGAUCUUGCUUAAUGCAAUUUAAAUAAUUUUAGCUGAUCUCGUCUUUUCUAGUAUUUUACAAAGUGUGGUUAUAAUUUAUGUCGAAUGCUUAUGAAAAGGCCAAAUUGAUAAUUUAAGGGGAAAAUCACAUUAGGGAAUUUUCAGAAUCCAUUUUGUUAUUGUUUAGGUCGAGAACUUAGAUAUCUCAGAAUACAUUACACAAAUUUCAAAGCGAAAUUCGUUUUCCUUUAGAUUUUAUGAGCGUAGAACCGAGCGAUCACUGGAUACAGGUUCAGACUCGAACGCUCAGGAAGGAGUCACUUUAUAUCCUUACGUAAUAUUGCUAACUCUAUGUGAAUCGCGUAUUUACAAUUACUUGAGUCAAUUACUUCUACGAGUGCAUUUGUUUUUUUUUGUGUAACUGUAUUUUGUUUGUAAUCACGAGUGGGAAAUGCCUUUUUAUGCGAAAGGCAAGCAAUUUUUUUUUUCAAACGCGUAUUUUUCAAAAUGAUAUUUUUCACAUUUACGGCAAUUCUAACUC
Molecule: messenger RNA, 2349 nt
Organism: Hermetia illucens (black soldier fly)
Lineage: Eukaryota; Metazoa; Arthropoda; Insecta; Diptera; Stratiomyidae
Product: zinc finger protein 271
Exons: 2
Coding region: 225-1763 (512 amino acids)
Source: RefSeq, a predicted model, not a curated record